AUGGCGACGCCUACUAGAUCCCAGGCCGUCUCGACUCCCAAACCUCAACCUCAUCUUUCCACUCCCAAUCGACUGAUGGCCUCGCCUCGCCCCGGUACCUCUGGCAAUUCUAAUCCUAAUCGUCCUCUGGCCUACAAGUCGCCCGCGGUCAAGACUCCUGCUUCACUCCAAGGCCACACCCAUCAUAUCAGUGCCUCCUCCCAGCCAUCCUCCACCCCUGCAGCUGCAGGCGCGAUUCAUGACGACCUCCUCGCUUUAAAUUCUCCCGCCGCAGCACUCAUGGCCUCACUGGGCCCGACAGGCAUGACACCGUUGGGCAGCGGUCCAGACGGCUUGGGAAUCACAACAAGCCUGCAAGGUACCUCUGUCAGAGGGGCUGGUACCCCUGUCAAUCCAGAAGCGGAACGGUUGCACCGAGCGCAUCUAGUCGCCGACAUACUCAAAAGUAGGGUGGCAGGCCGAGGAGUCACACGUGAAGGCGUGGAAAGAAUAGCCCAGCUACAAGGCUUCACAACCCUGUGGGACGACGAAAAUCUUACAAUUGCUGGAAAUGCUGUUGAUCUUGAGGUCAUUUUUGACGCUGCUGACCGCGACCGGGUGACGGAUGUCAGUCUCAACCUCAACACCUCCGACAGCGAAGAGCCUCAGCCGCAAAUCCGUGGCUCCGAGAUCUUAAAGGACAAUCUAAAGCCUCUGAACAUGGUCUUGGGUUCACCACAGUGGAUGAGCCUGGAUACAUUUGAGUCCAACUUGCAGUACCUCAGCCAGCUUGAUCACAUUGAAGGAGGAGCUCCUUGCUUCGAAGCCGUGACUGGCCUUUACGAUGCUUUUCAGAAGAUCUGGAAUGUCGAGAGGCAGAAAUUCAGUGGGCGGACGACCCGACAACAUCUCAGGCGCACUGCUGUAGGCCGGCCCUCCCUCGAUCGAAAACCUAUCCUUGGUCUGGCUCUGGAUUACUGGUGCGCCAAAGAAGACUUGCAGGAGAAAACAGCAGAUGGCGAAGUCGAGCCUAGUGCUAAUGCAUCUCCCCAUCUUUACACCGCCAGAAUAGCCUGCGAGCCAGGCUCCCCUUCAACAGUACUGGCCAAACAAUGGGUCUCAGAAAGUGCUAUUACUCAGGAUGUGGACACAGACGGGGACAUUGAAGCCGCAAAGGUCAGGCCGGACUGGCAAGACCCAGUGGACAAUGCUACCGGCGCAGAUCAGGACGUCACGGCAGACUCGGACAAACCAGCUACUUUAUCAUCAACUGUAUUAGACAUGCAUUUUGUCUGUCACCUGCUAUCCGAAGUCUACCUGCCCCUCAAUGUUGCUGCCCACCUGAAUGUGGAUCUGACGAUGGUAGAGUUAAAGCACGAACUCACGGUGACCUAUCAAACGGCUUUACAGAAACACUUCAAUACCACCCAGGCUGGUAGCGCCAGUACUUCGCAGGAAAGGUGGCCCAGGACGUUGCCGGCGCUGGACGAAGAUCACACUCCGCAAUGGCGACGGCAUUCCUAUGCGUUGCAUUCCGCGCAACACGCCGCUGCUCUCUGGUGUUAUCCAGUGAAACAAUUGAAGUUUACCCACCCCCGGCAACUGGCAGCCGUCAUCCCCAUCCUCCGCCAAUACGCCCUACUCUGGAGUAUACUGCGGAGUCUUGUGGAUGGGGUAACGGAGCAUAACAGCGACCCGGCGACUUCCGGGCGAAAGGCACAGUCAGCUCCAGAGGGCACAAGUCGGCCGCUCAAACGUAGCAAUACAAAGACUCUUGGCUCGCAGAUCGGUGGCUUACCGAACUCGAACGCAAUAGUGACGGGCGCUGACGUCUUGCCGGUCGACUUGACCCUCGAUAUUAUUUCUGAUAUCUCCCGGGCAAGACUUGAUGUUAUUGUCCCAUUACGCGGCUCACUUGCGAAGGGAAGGCAGAGUCCCUUUCUCUCUGUAUCUCUGGAGGUCUGUCCGGACGGAAAGGUCGAGGUCAAACAUGUGCGUGGCAUCCACGCUGACAAUUCCAACCUAAGGAGCAAGAUUGCCCGGAUUCUAACGAUCACGGAGGAUAUCGGCCUUCUAAUCGAGUGGCUCUUGGAGAAAUCUCGCGCUGAGUUGUAG
Molecule: messenger RNA, 2094 nt
Organism: Capronia epimyces CBS 606.96
Lineage: Eukaryota; Fungi; Ascomycota; Eurotiomycetes; Chaetothyriales; Herpotrichiellaceae
Exons: 1
Coding region: 1-2094 (697 amino acids)
Biological process (GO): regulation of transcription by RNA polymerase II
Cellular component (GO): mediator complex
Molecular function (GO): transcription coregulator activity
Source: RefSeq, a predicted model, not a curated record